This is a messenger RNA of Sinocyclocheilus anshuiensis, 1613 nucleotides long. RefSeq names its product E3 ubiquitin/ISG15 ligase TRIM25-like. Bases 257 to 1534 code for a protein of 425 amino acids. Gene Ontology annotation, molecular function: zinc ion binding. The transcript has 7 exons. The record is from RefSeq and is a predicted model, not a curated record. NCBI's taxonomy places the organism in Eukaryota, Metazoa, Chordata, Actinopteri, Cypriniformes, Cyprinidae.
UUCAUGCAAGAGGUGAAAGACCACAUUUAAUACCUCGUUGCCUGCCACAGCUGUACAAUAUCCAGUCGAAUUGGAUCACUGCUGAUAUAUAUUUGAUGCCAUUUACUGUGAGCAUUCAAGAUUUCAUAUAUAUAUAAAGUUGAACAGUUCCCAGUCUCCUGUCACGGUUCUUAGCUGAAGCCCGUAUUGGAUGAGCACUCACCUACAUACAUUCAAAAUACAGUCCACAACAAUAUAAAAGAGUCAAAGCUGCAAAAUGGCAGAAUCUUCUGAUGACCAAAGUCCUUUUACCUGUCCAAUCUGUCUUCAUCUUCUGAAGAGCCCAGUAACUACAGCUUGUGGCCACAGUUUCUGUAUGGACUGUCUCAAUGAGUGCUGGGAUCGGGACGAUCAGAAGGGCGUUUACAGCUGCCCCCAGUGCAGGCAGACGUUCAGCCCAAGACCAGCUCUCAGCAGAAGCACUGUGCUGGCAGAAGUUGUCGAGAGAAUGAAGAGAGAAGCGCCAGAAACAGAAACGGCCUCUACUGUACCAUCUUUUGCUGUGUCUGGGGAUGUGGUGUGUGAUGUCUGCACGAAGACCAAAACAAAAGCCAUCAAGUCCUGUCUGACAUGUUUGGCGUCUUACUGUGAAUCUCACAUCAAAGCUCAUAAAUCUCCUGCGUUAAAGUGGCACAACCUGGUCAAUAUCUCGCCACAUUUAAUGGACCAGAUCUGCUCUCAACAUCAUAAACCUCUGGAGCUGUACUGUUGCCAACAUCAGCAGUUGAUAUGUGUGCAAUGUGCUUUGAUCACCCAUCAGAACCACAAAAUGACUUCACCUGCUUCAAAAAGAGGACAAAUACAGGAACAGAUGGGGUCAAAUCAGAAUGUCCUAGAAAAAGAAAUGCAGACGCGAGCGCAGAAGGUGCAGGAGUUAAGAAAAGCUGUGGCCUGUUUUAAGCACUCUUCACAGACAGCAGUGGAACAUAGCGAGAAGGUGUUUACUGAGCUGAUCCGCUCCAUGGAGAAAAGACGAGCUGAGAUAACAGAGGUGAUCAGAGCUCAGGAGAAAGCGGAAGUAAGCAAUGUUGAAGAGCUCAUACGAACACUGGAGCAUGAGAUCAGUGAUCUGAGGAAGAGACAUGAUGAACUGGGGCAGCUUUCACAGAUAAAGGAUGACAUCUAUGUCAUUCAGAAUUUCUCUGCUCUUUCCCUCAACCAAUUUUCAAACUUGAACAACAUAUCCAUCAGCCAACAUCUGACAUUUGAGGAAAUUGAAACAGUUGUCAGUUUGCUGAAAAGCCAACUAGAUGAUCUCUGUGAUCAAGACAUUGUGAGAAUAUCAGAGAAAGUUCCCACUAUCCAUAUAAUGACAAACAAUGAGAAGAUCGCAAAGUGUAAGUCAGCAUGUUUUUUCUCUUUUUUUUUUUUCAAAACAACACUCAGAUACACACACUUAUAUACUGUUUAUACUGUUUUUAUUUUAGAUUUGCCAUCUCGACCCAUGUCCAGAGAAGAGUUCCUUAUAUAUUCCACUGAUCUGAAACUGAAUUAAUCAUCAGCCUGCAAACAGCUCUGUAUAAACCGCAUGUCUGUGUCAAGGAGGAGUGAUGUUCAACCAUGCUUUGCUCCUG